CGCCCUCAGGCCGCCAUGUUGCCGCGGGCGCGGGGGGCUGAGCCUGGACAGCGGCCGAGGGGCGCCGGGGGCACCUGGGGCGGGACUUGAGGCGACGCCCGAGGGACACCGCGGCUCCUCCGCCGGCCGUCGCCGCUGUUCCCCGCCGGGGCACCGCCGGCAACGAGGCAAAGUCCGCUUCGAAACUUCCUUGCGGGACUUUGAACAACUUGAGGCCGCGGAGGUGCAUCCGAGCACGGCUCAGGGAGCGGCCGCUGCUCCCGCGGAGCUCCGCUGUGUGCGGUGGGACCGCCGCGCUAGGAACAGCUGGGUUGAGAAUCAUCUGGAGCAGAAACACAUUCCACAUGUGAAGAUCUUCUCUUCAGAAUCUGUUACCUUUCUUGAAUCAACUUAUUUCUUUCUGCACAAUUUUAUAUAGCUACUAAAUACAAACCAUGCCUAGCAAAAUGGGCUCAAAAAUUGAUCUGAACAAAGACUUCAUCAGAGUAAAAACACACUACAAUGGGGACAUCCUGAUAACAAACCUGGAUGCAUCAAUGAGCUAUGCUGAACUUUGUGAUGAAGUGCAUGAGAUGUGUAACUUGCAGCAGGAGCAGCCAAUUACCCUCAAGUGGAUUGAUGAUGAAGGUGACCCCUGUACCAUCUCAUCUCAGAUGGAGCUGGAGGAAGCCUUCCGUCUGUAUUGUCAGAACAGAGGCGAGGGGCUGAUUAUUCAUGUUUUCCCAAGUAUUCCAGAGAAACCCGGCAUGCCUUGUCCAGGAGAAGAUCAAUCCAUCUACCGCCGGGGAGCCCGAAGAUGGAGGAAGCUGUACCGAGUGAAUGGGCAUUUGUUUCAAGCCAAACGUUUUAACAGAAGAGCGUACUGUGGCCAGUGCAGUGAAAGGAUAUGGGGGCUCUCAAGGCAAGGCUACAAGUGUAUCAACUGCAAGCUGUUGGUCCAUAAACGUUGUCACAUCCUUGUCCCACUGACCUGCAAAAGGCAUAUGGAUUCGGUCAUGCCUGCCCAGGAACCUCGCUUAGAUGACAAACACGAAGAGGCUGAUCUCCCUUCAGAAGACACUGAUGGAAUUCCCUACAUUCCUUCAAACAGGAAACAUGACACCAUUAAAGAUGACUCUGAGGAUCUCAAACCAGUCAUUGAUGGAAUGGAUGGAAUUAAGAUUUCUCAGGGGCUUGGACUCCAGGACUUUGAUUUAAUCCGAGUUAUCGGCCGUGGAAGUUAUGCCAAAGUUCUUCUAGUUCGGUUAAAAAAGAAUGAUCAGAUUUAUGCUAUGAAAGUAGUGAAAAAAGAACUGGUCCAUGAUGAUGAGGAUAUUGAUUGGGUACAGACAGAGAAACAUGUGUUUGAACAGGCAUCCAGUAACCCAUUCCUAGUUGGUUUACAUUCAUGCUUUCAAACAACAAGUCGAUUGUUCCUUGUCAUAGAGUAUGUGAAUGGGGGGGACCUCAUGUUCCAUAUGCAACGACAGAGGAAACUUCCUGAGGAACAUGCAAGGUUUUAUGCUGCUGAAAUUUGUAUUGCUUUAAACUUCCUACAUGAAAGAGGCAUCAUCUACAGAGAUUUAAAACUGGACAAUGUUCUCUUGGAUGCAGAGGGUCAUAUCAAAUUAACAGAUUAUGGCAUGUGCAAGGAAGGUUUGGGCCCAGGUGACACUACAAGCACUUUCUGUGGGACACCAAAUUACAUUGCACCAGAGAUCCUCAGAGGAGAAGAAUAUGGGUUCAGUGUGGACUGGUGGGCGCUGGGGGUGCUGAUGUUCGAGAUGAUGGCGGGACGGUCCCCGUUCGACAUCAUCACUGACAAUCCCGACAUGAACACUGAGGAUUACCUCUUCCAAGUUAUUCUGGAGAAGCCAAUCCGGAUUCCAAGGUUUCUUUCUGUCAAGGCUUCCCAUGUGUUAAAAGGAUUUUUAAACAAGGAUCCCAAAGAAAGGCUUGGCUGUCAGCCCCAGACAGGAUUUGCUGAUAUCAAGUCUCACACGUUUUUCCGCAGCAUAGACUGGGAUCUGCUGGAGAAGAAGCAGAUGACGCCCCCGUUCCAGCCGCAGAUCACGGACGAUUAUGGGUUGGAUAACUUCGACACGCAGUUCACCAGCGAGCCCGUGCAGCUCACCCCAGAUGAUGAAGAUAUAAUAAAGCGAAUAGAUCAGUCAGAAUUUGAAGGAUUUGAAUAUAUUAAUCCAUUGUUGCUGUCAACAGAAGAAACAGUAUGAAGGAAUGACCUCGUUGGGGACAGUGUGAAUGACAUUAAUUUAUCCUUAACUACAGUAUAUGCAUGCGAGGCUGGGGACUGGUCACUGGAUGGAGACCAAUGAUCUAAAAACAAAUUUGCUGCUGAAAAUCAAAGAAGAGAAUAAUGAUUUUGGUGGGUGUCCUCUGCCACUUAGUGAUUCUUAAGUUCUGGGCACUGACACAACUGGCUUCAUUAAUGAAGGAAUUUGCAUUUUGUGCCUGUAUCAUGAAGGAUUCAAACGUUCAUUGCAUCCCUGCGAAAGGAGAUCAUGAGAAACUUUGAGAUCCACACACUUUCUACAAACAUUUGAUGCAAUGAGCUCCCAGUUGAAGAGUAUUACAGUGUAACAUCCUGAAGAAUAAAAUAUAUUAUGGUGGUGUUGAAGCUUA
Oenanthe melanoleuca is the source of this 2622-nucleotide messenger RNA. RefSeq names its product protein kinase C zeta (gene PRKCZ). Gene Ontology annotation, biological process: protein phosphorylation. The record is from RefSeq and is a predicted model, not a curated record. Gene Ontology annotation, molecular function: ATP binding; protein binding; protein serine/threonine kinase activity. The coding region runs from base 435 to 2213 and encodes 592 amino acids. Lineage: Eukaryota; Metazoa; Chordata; Aves; Passeriformes; Muscicapidae. The transcript has 19 exons.